Molecule: messenger RNA, 501 nt
Organism: Colletotrichum aenigma
Lineage: Eukaryota; Fungi; Ascomycota; Sordariomycetes; Glomerellales; Glomerellaceae
Exons: 2
Coding region: 1-501 (166 amino acids)
Source: RefSeq, a predicted model, not a curated record
AUGGAUUCGCCUGAGGGUAGCGCAAACGACGCGAUGACUGCAGAGAUUAACCGCAGGGUUAACGAAGCAGUCAACGCAAGCAUACGUCCUCUUCAGGACCAGAUGACGCAGCUCUUGACAGCUCUGAACGGGCUUAUGUCAACAGAUAGAGCGACCCCUACGCUGCUUACGAGCAGCGUACCCACACCGUCCACCGCCGAUAUAACUAUACAGGCAAUAAGCGACGGUAUAACAAUAGCAACAGAAGGGCGAAAGAAGCCCCUGCCAAACCCCCCGAAGUUCACAGGAAGGCGUAAGGACUACGCAGCAUGGGCCCAGCAGAUGCGCAACAAGAUAGAGCUAGAUGCAAGCAGGCCACAGCAGGUUGUAGCUACCUUCUACGCAGCAGGAGGUCUAGGUGGGCAGAAGGACUCUGUCGAAUUCCUCAAGUACCUUGACCGGACGUAUAAGGACCUAAAUAUAGAUCUACGGGCAGCAACCACGCUACGAACCCUUCGCUAG